UGCUCUGAAAAUUCUCAAAUUAUCCUCAACCUUAUCAUAACUGUCAAAAACAUAAUCCGAAUAACCUGAGAAACUUUGUGAUUUUUGUAAUCAAAGUGGUUUACCAUGUCUGGUGAAGAGAAAACUCCCGCUGCAGCCACGACGCCGCAGUGCCAGUUCUUCGUGCAGCGCAAGAAGCGGCUGUGCCGCAUGACCGUGAAGCCGGGGCGCAGGUACUGCGGCGAACACCAGCCGCAGCCUAACGCUGAAGCUGACCAGGCGGACAAGAGAAUACCCUGUCCAAAUGAUCCUAAGCACACCUGCUAUGCCAGCAAGCUACUGAAGCACCUGGCGAUCUGCAACGCGCGGCGCACGGAGCAGCCAGCCUACAUCGUGCACAACAUCAAUGCUCCGGAGGCAGUGGACACCUGCCCCAGGCUGCCCCUCAGUUCAUACCCUAAGGAUGCACUUGCUAAUGUCAUUGAUAAAGUCAACCAUUUGUAUGUUAAACAUGUGGAAGGCCGCAUCACAGCGCAGCCCCCACAGCCGAUCCACCGCGCAGUGCUGCCCGAGUUCAGCGAGGAGGCCCGCGCGGAGAGCUCCCGGCGGCACCUGCGGCAGGUGUCCGCGCUGCUGUGGGCCGCCGAGCGCGCCGGCCUGGCAACGUCGCGGGCCUGUUAUGUGGAGCUAGGAGCCGGCAAGGGCCAGCUGUCCUACUACGCAGCACACGCAUGGUGCGCAAACACCGGCAGCCGGGUACUUGCCGUGGACCGCGCCCCGCUCAGGCACAAGCGAGACAACAAGCUUCGGUCUGCUCCUCCCACACACACAGCUCCGAGUGAUAAUGCUACGGAAAGUAGAGUCAGUAAUGUUGAUCUUCAAGAUCAGCAAGGCAAAAUCGGUCUGGAGGACAACCAACUCAAGGAAAUUGAUAAAACAGAUGCUAAAAAAUUAAGUACACCUGACAAAAUAUUGAAGAGUGAUAAUAUAUCAAGUUCAGAAUCUACUGAAAAUUUAACUAACUCAAAAGACAGUGGUAAUGGAGAGACACUUAAUAAUAUAUUUAAUAGGGACAAAAUAUUAACAAACAGUGAAAAUUGUAAUGUAAUAUGUAACUCAAAAGAUGGGGAGGAUGGAAUAUCAACUACAGAAACUAAUGAUCAUAUAACAGCUAACUCAAAAGUCGGGAAUGAAGAGACAGAUAAAAAUAAGGAGAGUGAAGUGGCGGUGCGGAUUCGCGCGGAUUUGGCGCACCUGGCGCUGGAGGCGGUGCCCGUCGUGAUGGAGAGCGAGGCCGUGGUGGGGCUGGCCAAGCAUCUCUGUGGGGUGGCUACCGAUUACGCGUUGCGCUGCAUGGCGGCACCCGGCGUGGCCUCAAAGAGCCGCGGCCUGCUGCUGGCCACGUGCUGCCACCACCGCGCCGAGCGGCCGCUCUACGUCGCCCACCAGGAGCUCCAGGAACUAGGCAUAAGCGCCGAAGAAUUCAACAUAAUGCUCGGCAUCGUAUCAUGGGCGACCUGCGGCGACGGACGCAGCCGCUCGCGGCGGCGCCUGCAGGAGGCGCAGGAGACGCAGAGACAGGCGGCUGGGAGGCGGCAGGAGAGGGAGGAGACGGGGCGCCGCGCCAAGGCGCUGCUGGACUGGGGCCGCGUGCUGUGGCUGCGCGCGCGGGGGUUCCACGCCGCGCUGCGUCACUACGUGCCGAGGGACGUGUCGCUCGAGAACGUCGCCAUCGUCGCCGUCAGGCGGUGACACUCCCCACAUUGUACAUUUAUAUGUAAUUAUUUGACGAAAUCCCGAUAAUGCGCAUGCUAUAGGUGGCGUUCCUGCCCUCGUAGCGAAUGCACCUUAUAUUUUUAUGAAUUAAAGUUACUUUUUUCAUGGUGCCGGAACGUUCUCAUUUCUAUUAGUUUCAUCCAAAUAUAUCAUGAUUAUUUUUGUAUUUGUGAGAUUGAAUUGUUGCAAUAUUAAGUUCUAAGAAAAAUAUUUCAUUUAGAUGAAAUCGAAGAUAUAAGUGUUUUAUUGUUUUCCCAUUAGGUACUAUUUAUAAAAAGCUAGGCUAGGCUAGAAAUUGUAAGGUAAAUGAAAUAAAAACUCAUUUGCAAAUAUAAUUUUGUAUAUUUAUAUCAAUAAUCAUUUUCUAAAAACAAAACUAUGAUUAUCAUUAUUUUACACAAUCGUUAAUAACUGCUCAAGGAAAUGCCUAACAAUUACUCCUCGCGUAUCGCGUCGCGCUGGAAGAGAUUGCCCGACCGCCUCGCGCCUCUACUAAUGUCUAAAAACUAACUUAUAAAUCUUAUAACGGUUCGAGCAAGUCAAAACUACCUUAAUUCUAUACAAAUGUAUUAAAAUGAAACAGUAAGUUAGGAUUAUGCUAGCUAUAAUUCCAUUAACCUCUUGUGUGUGUUUGAUAAAGGCCCUGACGGAAUCGUAGUCAGCUUUUAGCAUAUGUUUACAGCUCUCAACAGCACCACAGAGGUUAGAACCCGCGAUGUUUGACCACCACACACAUAUCAAGGGUUAACUUAAGUAUGACGCUUAUGGCUCCUCUACACGAUGGCCCACUGAACUAGCGAGAUGGCCUUGCGAUGAUUGAAACGCAACUUUACGAUAUAGUUCAGGAAUGGGUCACGUGUAGCUACGUAAUCUCUAGCCCACUAAAUGGCCAUCCCGCCGCGCCAUAUCCAUCCGACAGCACUGCGCCCCACACACGCUGGCCCAUCUUAGUGCCACUAUGAUGGCCCAUCGCGUAGACGAGCCAUUACAGGCACCAAAAGCAUGUUGACGACUAUAGAAAAAAGUAAGUAUUAAUUUCAACAGUUCACUGGCCAUCGUGUACAAAUCGUCAGACAUUGGACGAUGGUACACGUGCUAAGUGACCAAUAGUAAACCUUAAUGUCUUCACAAUAAGGUUCACAAACAAUAAAGUCACGAGAACGCGAGGCGCAUCGACUACCGAAACUACUCUCAUUGCACUUCACCAUCCAUAUAAACUACUUAUUAAUACAUAUACUAACACUAUUAACUGAGCAUUAGACCUUAUGCUUGUACAGUAAGGUCCAAAUUCAGUUAACAGAGUUCAAAACAACGCCGCCAUUAGCUCCCGACAAUCGACUUUGAACUUUACGGAUAUGGGGGUAGAGUUGAUAGCGGGAGCGACGGGGAAUAAUGACGGUGAACUAAAUGCGUACAAUACAACUAUGCUAACGUACAGCUAUAGCUCGUCUCGCUCACACCUGAUGCAGUCAAUAAUAUGUCAACAUUUGAAAUCUCUCAUCGUAUGAAAAAAAUAUGGUUUGUAAGGGAUAUCCCUGCAAAAUAAGUGUACAGAAGAAAUAUAGGCAAAUAAUUGUGUUUGGAUUAUAUCUUAAUGACAUCAAAUGUCUACUCCAGCUGUGGACGUGACGCGCCUCCUAUCACCAAAUGAUUGCGUUAAAAUAAAUAUAAAGCUAAUUUAUACGCCCCUCCCCACGAAACAACUUGACUGGUAACUCUCUGAACGCCAUAAGUCAUAACUCUUAUACAAAAACAUCUCUCACACGCCAAGAUUCUGAGCGUGAGCGAGCCAAUAUAAACCUUAUUUGAACGCAUGAAGGUUAUAAACGUUCUUGACGCAUUCCAAGGGUUAACAAGGAUCAAGCUGUGUCGUGUAGAGUGGACGUUAAUGUACAGUCGGCGGCAGAAUUAGCAACGCGAAGUGAAAGUAUGUCCAGUACAGUCACCCGCAAUAAUAUAUUGCGCAACGAAACACAAAUAUGACACGCUUUUAUGAUUAUAAAUAGAUAGAUAAAAUGUUUAUUAUAAAUAGAU
Molecule: messenger RNA, 3789 nt
Organism: Cydia pomonella (codling moth)
Lineage: Eukaryota; Metazoa; Arthropoda; Insecta; Lepidoptera; Tortricidae
Product: tRNA:m(4)X modification enzyme TRM13 homolog
Exons: 7
Coding region: 106-1731 (541 amino acids)
Biological process (GO): tRNA methylation
Source: RefSeq, a predicted model, not a curated record